Paraglomus brasilianum is the source of this 390-nucleotide messenger RNA. The record is from the annotation of a GenBank genome assembly. NCBI's taxonomy places the organism in Eukaryota, Fungi, Glomeromycota, Glomeromycetes, Paraglomerales, Paraglomeraceae.
AUGGAUCUUUGGGAUGGGCUCAUGGCAGAUACAGAUGGAUCAGUUAAAUUGUUCAUAUCAAGUCCUAUGGGAGUUGGCAAAUCAUAUAUCCUAUUCCUAGUAACUAUGGCCUACUCCCAGGAUUGGUCUAUUCUCUAUAUCUUGAAUGGUACAGAAUUUCAUAAGACAAAUGCUCUGGCCUCAUCUGAAGUUAUCUGCAGCUACUUUUUUGUACUCAACUGGGACAUCUUGACUGCCUCUGAACUGCCAGUUUAUAAUACAAAUGACAAACACUUCUGGAUGGACCGUGCCUCUGCAGUCAUAAUUAAGCAUCUCCAACCUUUCCAUCACAAAACCCUCCUGUUCAUUGAUGAGUAUGGCAAACUUUUUGAGAAUCCACUCCCCACAUGA